AAACUGUUCGAAGUGUGCUCUGAUUGGUUGGCUGGCGCGGUUGGUUGCCCCGCCUGCUUCUGAGGGACGGGCCUGGUUGCGCUCGGCUGUAGUUUGGCUGAGGGACGGGCCCGGCGAGGAAACGGACGAGGGUCCGUGACUUGGCUGACUGACCUUCCCAGCUGCCUGGGUGCAUCUCCCUCAUGCCGCUUGGACUCGGUCGUCGAAAGAAAGCCCCACCCCUGGUGGAGAAUGAGGAAGCAGAGCCCAUUCGAAGCAGCCUGGGUGGGAUGGGGAUAGGUGGUGUUAGUGGUGUUGCUACUCUUCAGCCUGGCCUUCCUCCACCACCAGCCAACCUCCGCCCCCGCCUUGUUUUUCAUACCCAACUGGCCCAUGGCAGUCCCACUGGCCGGAUUGAAGGCUUUACCAAUGUUAAGGAAUUGUACAGCAAAAUUGCUGAAGCCUUCAAAAUCUCACCGUUUGAGGUGAUGUUUUGCACCUUAAAUACCCAUAAAGUGGACAUGGACAAGCUUUUGGGUGGCCAAAUUGGCCUAGAAGAUUUCAUCUUUGCUCAUACAAAGGGCCAGAGGAAAGAGGUUGAGGUGUUCAAGUCUGAGGAGGCGUUGGGCCUGACUAUCACAGAUAAUGGUGCUGGCUAUGCAUUUAUCAAGAGAAUCAAGCAAGGAAGUGUUAUUGACCGAAUUCAAGUCAUCAACGUUGGAGACAUGAUCGAGUCCAUCAAUGGUCAGAGCCUCAUCGGCUGCCGGCAUUACGAGGUUGCCAAAAUGCUCAAGGAUUUGCCCAAAGGCCGCACUUUUACAAUGAAGCUCACUGAGCCCAGGAAGGCUUUUGAUAUGAUCAGUCAGAGAUCUGCUGGAGCCAAACACAGUGGGAGCGCACAGCUUGGCACAGGAAGGGGCACACUGCGACUUCGAGCGAAGGGACCUGCCACUGUGGAGGAACAGCCAUCUGCAUUUGAGGAGAAAGCCAUUGAGAAAGUUGAUGAUCUUCUGGAAAGUUACAUGGGCAUCCGUGACACAGAGCUGGCUGCUACCAUGGUGGAGCUGGGCAAGGACAAGCAGAAUCCUGAUGAAUUUGCUGAGGCGCUGGACGAGCAGCUGGGCGACUUUGCCUUCCCAGACGAGUUUGUCUUUGAUGUCUGGGGAGCCAUUGGGGAUGCCAAGGUUGGGCGCUAUUAGGACUCUGUGCUCUGCUGAACCCUGCAGGCAGAACCAUUGGGUAGGCCCACUGGUGGGCCUGGCACAACACUGUGCCCUCCCUUUAAUGCUGGGGCCCCCUUUCCUCUCUGUAGGGGCCGGAGCCAGGGCUUCAAGGGCCACAGAGCAAUAAGUAACUCGCAUCGGUGACAGGAGUGUAAUGUGAAGUGGAGCCAGAAACACUGUUGAUGCUGUUCCUUCCCACCUCCCUGGGCACUCCUCCCUCAGAUGAGUGUAGUCUUGCAGGAGGAGUUCUUGUCAGUUUCCUUGUCUGAUGAAGACACUGUUCUUAGGUGAGAGUUUUGGUCCUUGCUGGUUCCCAAGCCUACUGUGUGAGGGAGAACUUAACAGGAUGCUGAAUUCAAGCCUGAGAGGAUGACACAUUGGCCUUGGCAUCCUGAUAUUCUUGAGGAGCCCCACAGACACCGCAGUGGAGAUAGGUUGGUGUUUGGGGUGUUGGAAGCCCCAAAUGCUCCUAGCUGUCCAUAUCUAUUGUAAGCAGACCAAGGCCUCAGAGGGUGCUUGCCCUUUCUCUUUCUUUCCCAGAAUUAGCACCCUUUCCAUCUUGACUCCAUUUUGGUACGAGAUAUGUGUGGGCAUGUCCGUCCUCUUACAGUAGGCUUAUUACGCAAAGGGAGUCUCAUUCACUCUGUUACACUCUGUAUACAUACAAACACUCACAGCCUUCUUUAGAGUGUUGCCUUUUGUUAGCUUUCUGUAGGCUACAAGAUAGGGGAGACAUUCUGUGGGUCCCCUCCAAAUUAAAACAGCACCAUAAUAUGAAGAAGCUGGGGAAGAGGAGAGGAUGCAUUUGUUGACUGUCUCAUUUUCUACAGAUGCCCUUCCAUUGUGGAAAAAAAAUCUGUGGGACCAGGUACCAACUCUGCCUCAGAGGUCCCAGCUUAUUCUCCUCAAGGUGCUCCUUAUCAGCAAUUGGAGGCCCUCCCAAGACCAGCAGCAGGGUCCCUACUGUCUCAGUUCAGGCAUGCUCUUGUCAAUAUCUGUCUUAACUAAUCUGUUCAUUUUUAUUAUACUGACCUACCUCCCAGAGUGGCCCAGUUAGUGUCUGUAAAGCUCCCUCUAUUAAAUUAUUUAUCUCUUGCUGACAUACACUCCAACAUGUUGGUCCUUUAGCCAGUGUUACAUCCGAAGACUGUAGUAUGGGCUGUGUCUGGUUGUCUCAGGAGCUGAGAAGAUCCCCAUCACAAUCUCAGUUCACCUACUGUAUCUUAAAACACUAACCCCAGAUAAGAUAUGGAGCCUCGUUGCCCUCUGGACCACACCUCAAGCUCAGAAUGGGCGGGGCUUCUGCUGAGCCCUGCCUACCUGUGUCCUGGCACUGGAAGUUUCUUGGGUGGACCAGGCACCAUGUCCUCCUUGGGCAUAUUUUUGUAUUCUAUGUGUAAAGCAUCUUUAAGAUAAAAUAUAUUGACACUAUUAA
Molecule: messenger RNA, 2637 nt
Organism: Sphaerodactylus townsendi
Lineage: Eukaryota; Metazoa; Chordata; Lepidosauria; Squamata; Sphaerodactylidae
Gene: GIPC1
Product: GIPC PDZ domain containing family member 1
Exons: 7
Coding region: 183-1178 (331 amino acids)
Molecular function (GO): protein binding
Source: RefSeq, a predicted model, not a curated record